GCCGGAGUCGGCCUGAGGCGCCGUCGUGACGGAGACGAAGCGGGGCGAGACGGGCGCAGAGGGAGGGGGGUAGAGAGACGGAGACGCGGCCGGGCUGCUGCUGUCGCCUCCACCACCACCACCGUCACCAUGCUGGCGUUGUUGUCUCGGCUGCUGGACUGGUUCCGGUCGCUGUUCUGGAAGGAGGAGAUGGAGCUGACGCUGGUCGGGCUGCAAUACUCGGGCAAGACCACCUUCGUCAACGUCAUCGCGUCAGGUCAGUUCAGUGAAGAUAUGAUUCCUACAGUGGGCUUCAACAUGCGGAAAGUUACCAAGGGUAACGUCACAAUAAAGAUCUGGGAUAUUGGAGGACAGCCACGAUUCCGAAGUAUGUGGGAGCGCUAUUGCAGAGGAGUUAAUGCUAUUGUGUAUAUGGUAGAUGCAGCGGAUCGUGAAAAAAUAGAAGCUUCUAGAAAUGAACUGCACAAUCUACUAGACAAACCACAGCUACAAGGAAUUCCUGUUCUAGUACUUGGAAACAAAAGAGACCUUGCUAAUGCUUUGGAUGAGAAGCAACUUAUUGAAAAAAUGAAUCUGGCUGCUAUUCAAGACAGAGAAAUCUGCUGCUACUCCAUUUCCUGCAAAGAAAAGGACAAUAUAGAUAUCACACUUCAGUGGCUUAUUCAGCAUUCGAAGUCUAGAAGAAGCUGAAAUCUUACAGAUAAUCCCCCAGUUGGCCAUAAUCUCAAUUGUCUACUCCCUCCAUGAUGAAAUGUUUUCCAGGAUAGUCCUCCUCUAUCCAAGGAAUUGCCUUUUUUUCACAGUUCAUGCCUCCAUGUGCACUGCUGAAUGACUUAUAUUCCUACUUCUGUCAAAGAAUCAGCUAAGAGUUAUCAUGAGUCGUGCAAAUGUUUCUAUUAAGUUCACCUAAACCGUGGCAGUGGGCGUGCCCUUCCCAAAAGCUACCAUUAAAUCAAAGUGUGUUUCUGCUCUGGUCUUCCUGAGCCAGGUUUUUAUAUUUGAUUUUCAGCAAACUUAUUUAAUACUUGUAUUUAGUGGCUUGCUGAAGAUGCUGCCACAGGGCAGCAUGAGGAUUCUAGCACCACUUAUUGUACUUAUUAAGCUUUUCAAACACCGUUUAAAUGGGAUACUAACUUUUCUCUCAGAUGCAUGUGAUGUGUAUUGUAAAAUGGUUUGCAAUGGAAAGUACCAGGCACUAGAUAUUAAAUCACUAAAUUAUCUUAAGUUCUCAAGUUUCAUUCAUCCCAAUCAAUGAGAAAUGUCAAAUUGUCAACUUUAUUUUGUUUUUGUAUCUGUUCAGGCCAUUGCUAAUAACUUUAUAUAUGUUAAAAUUCUUAAGAGGGAUGCAGAAUGAUUACUUCAAAAUCGAGCUUUCGAGAGUUUGUACACACACAAGCAGGUAAAACGUAAGAACCUCAGUCUAGACUAACAAUCACGCCUUGCUCCUUGAAAUGUUUUGCAAAGCCUGUAUAGCUGCAUGACACUUUGUUGUCACACUGACUCCCAUCGCAAAAGAAUCUUAUCACUGUCUGGCUUGUUUUUUGUUAAUGGAAUAGUUGUGCACAGUUGCACUUGGUGCUAGGAAAUACCUAGGCUAUUGUGACAACUCUAGGUUUGCCUGCUUUCUCAGUGUGUAAUCAUGUGUAAAGUUCACAGGCUGUGAAAUGUUAAAUGGUGCUUUGACGCACAAGAGAAUCAAUGAAUGGAUCUUGUUCUGGUUAGCUUCUGCAGCAUAGAGGCGUAUGAACUAUAAAAUCUGUAACACUACUUCUGUAGCUUUACCUUCUUCGCAGUGUCAAUAUUUAAAGGGACAGACUUGUUAAGGCUAAUUUUGUUCAUACAGUAAUGUUAAUGUAGCCCACUGUAUGCAUACAAAUAUAUGGUUACACCUCCUUUUGUUGCCCCUCUCUGUGUUGAAAUUUUUAAGACAGCACCUGCAUGUACUUAGAUGCUACACUUUCAGAAUCCUUGUUUGAUACAUAUUUGGUACUUUCAGGGGCAUAUUUACACACAUAAACAUACAUAUGCCUGAUCCAGUACAAAACAGUUUCUUGAAAAAGAGCAUCUCAUACCGGACCAAGCACUGCUAACAGCCACGGUAUGGGUCCUCCAUGUAGGGCAACUCUCCUGUUCUUUUAGAGGCAUUCCUAGGUUACUUCAAAGCGUUUUCUGCUAAAAGUCCACAAACCAUGCUUUUAUAGUAGCACAUGGCAUGUUUGUAAAAGACUGCCACAGUGCUGUCAGAUGGUUUAGGAAAAGUAAAAUAAAAUCAUGCAGUGGCUGCAGACCGAGCCUAGUUGAGUGUUUUAAGGCAUUGUAUGUGCAAUGUAUGAACCUGUACCAAGUUACAGUAGCUUUGCCACAGCUUUUGGACCAAGUUAACUAACACAAAUGUGCCCCAGGACAACCAGUUUUGAUUUAUACUGCCAUGGCCUUACUGUUCCCAUACAAAUUACUGCACUAUUGCACAGACACAAGUAUUGCCUCCAUUUACAAAUUGAGCUUGCAAUUUUAACUUUUGUAUGCUUCAGUUAAAUCCUGCAUUGUUGGUGCUGUAGAGACAGUUAAAUACCUUGCUACUGUAGUUGUAGUUCACAGUGGACUGCUACACUUGACUAGAGCAACUCUACUUGUGCCUAAAAACAAGGAAGCUGAACUAGAAUGUGUCGACCUUUCCUGUAGGAACCAAAUUACUGUUUAGAUAACUGGCCUAUUGAUGAAUUCAAUGUGUGGGUUUUUAUUUUUUUGGUGUAUACUUCACUGCUUUCCGCAUUUUGACAUCCAAAAACUACUACCAACUUUUUAACCUGUGCAUUAGUCUCGGCAUGUGAACAACUUCUACAUUUACCAAACUUUGUAAAUAUGUGAAUUUUUUUUUAUUUAGGUGGAUUGCAUUUUGUUGGUUUACUGCUGUUUAGCUUUAUCCAAUAAACUUGAGUUUUCAGGGUCAUGUUGA
Messenger RNA from Elgaria multicarinata webbii, 2956 nucleotides. RefSeq names its product ADP ribosylation factor like GTPase 8B (gene ARL8B). Gene Ontology annotation, molecular function: GTP binding; GTPase activity. The record is from RefSeq and is a predicted model, not a curated record. The coding region runs from base 130 to 690 and encodes 186 amino acids. Lineage: Eukaryota; Metazoa; Chordata; Lepidosauria; Squamata; Anguidae. The transcript has 7 exons. Gene Ontology annotation, cellular component: lysosomal membrane. Gene Ontology annotation, biological process: anterograde axonal transport; protein transport.